AUGCAUACCCCCGUCGUCGUUCUUUUUAUCGCCACACUCUCUACCGUAGGCGCGCAAUAUAGCGCGACCUAUCUACCUGAUACCGCACCCGACACUCAGUAUUCGAUGUGCCAGAAUGUCUACAUCAAUGGCGUCGAUGAUUUCUGCCUAUGGGCCCCGCCCACAGCAGGCGCCGAUUCUACAAUUGGAAAUACAGAGCGUAUCGAAGUCUCUUGGUGCCUCAAGGACGGCUACGGUACACGUCUCAUUCCCAAUGGUACUAUUACAGGCGCACAUUUCGUUCAGACGCCCGACUUUGUCCAAGUUACUGGAACGGGUGAUUUGACUAAGCUUAAUAUCCCCGCUGGCGAUGCUGGUGGAGAGCUCGAUCCUCAUGGCAACCCAAUUGGCGGUUUGGUGUUCUCUACUGCUUUCGGGAAGCUCGAACAGGUGUUUGAAUGGACGAAUUUUAUGGCUGCUGACCAAUUCUGCCUCAGAGCUUGCAAUCCUGCCGGGAGCAUGGCGCCUACAUGGUGUCAACAUAUCUACGACGAGAUGGGAUGUGCAUGGAACAUGCCCGCCAACUACGACGCUGGUGUAUUCGAGUCAUGUCAGGGUGACAGCGGACAGCCUAUGGGUGUCUACGGCACCGCAGCGUUCCACCAAGGUGACGCUUCUACGCCCGUUGCUCAUCCUGUACCGUCUUCCUCGCAAUGUACGACUUUUUCUGCUAUUGGAGGCGGGAGUGCAGUAUUGACUGGUGUAUCUACCACCACGACUGCGACAAGCUCUGGGACUUCUACGGCGACGUCGACCAGUUCAAGUGCGACGAGUACCGGAGAGGGUGUAAUGAGUACCGGAACAAGUACUAGCGGAAGCUCUUCUUCGCGUACCGGGACCACCACGCGGGGUGCUUCCAGUGCUGGUGCUUCGUCUACAGGAUCUGCUGCUGCUGCCAGCUCGGCAGGUAGAUCCAGUAGCACCUCAAAUGGAGGUGCUGUUACGUUCGGGCAGUCCUGGUUUGCUGUCCUUGGUGCGAUCAUGGGCGGCCUGGCUGUGCUCUAG
Molecule: messenger RNA, 1044 nt
Organism: Desarmillaria tabescens
Lineage: Eukaryota; Fungi; Basidiomycota; Agaricomycetes; Agaricales; Physalacriaceae
Exons: 12
Coding region: 1-1044 (347 amino acids)
Source: RefSeq, a predicted model, not a curated record